CCGCGCAAAAUACUUCCUUCGUGCAAACCACCCUGUUGCCAUCCGUCUGACGAUCGACAGGCAGCAGCUCACACAACUCGGUUCAUUCAUAGCGGACAUCGGAUCUAGUACCCGUCCGUCCCGUCGUCAGCUGUUUGUUGCCUUUGCUGCCGCCCAACUCCAACCCCCCAACCGCGGGGUCCGGCACAGCUCGCUCCCCCGCCUUUCAUCGUCACCUCCCUCAUCUAUCUUUCUGAGCCUGGCUGAGUGACUGGCUCGACUUCGUCCCAACCUGCUUCAUUCUCCCCCCAACACAUCCAUCGUGUGAUACCUUUCUCCUCCCCCUGUCCGUGGAUGAUGAACAAUAGAAACAUCACCAACGAUAGCAACCUCCACGUGCACGUGGAGGAGGCUCCCCCGCCGCCGUACUCAGAGACGGACAUAUACUCCAACUCGGGCGGCGGGCCUCGCACCCCGACCGUCGCCGCCAAUACCGACGACGGCGCAUCGCGCAUCUCCUCGUCAGCCUCGACGGGCGAAGCCGUCCUCACGCCGCCAGACACCCCGCGCACCGCCUCCAACAACUCGCAACAACCGCACCCGCAGCCUUCCCAGCAGCACCAGCAGCACCAGCAGCAGCCCGGCGCCGCCCUGUACUUUGAGUCGCGGCCGCCGACGCUCCCCGCCGCCGCCGCCGCAGAGACGUUCAUCCACACCGUGAGCGUCAACGGCUCCUCAACGCCCGACGAUGUGCCCUAUCGCCCCGAGUGGGCGGCGGCCCGUGACGUGACCGCCCAGGACUGGGCCACCUUUGUCAACUUCCUGCUGCCGGACCACACCACCCGCGGCAACGAGGCCGUCAUCGACCGCAAGCUCAGGGCCGAGGGCCACAGCGACACCACCUCGUCCCACGCCGAGGCGCAGCUCGGCCACGUCCGCGAGGCGGGCCCCGAGGCGGUCCGCCGCAGGAGAGAGGACGCCGAAGCUACGGUCCAGCAGUGGAACGAUGGCUUCUUUGGGCCCCGUGGCAUCAACGUUCAGCUCGCCAGGCUAGACGAUCACGACGACGAAGCAGCGCCGAUGCCCGGGUCGUGGGACGCGGCGUUCGACGCGGGCUCGGCGGAGCAGCAGUGGCAGAGAGCCCAGCAGCAACGGGAGAGGGCCCAGCAGCAAGUCGAACAGGCCCGUCAGCAACGGGAACAGGCUCAGCAGCAACGCCAGCAGCAGCAGCAGCAGAGCGGUCGUGCCCGGACCUGGGGAGGUUUCAACAUUGACGGCGAUCGCGUCAGCUUCGGAGACAGGUUUGUCGCAGACUCCAACGGACUGCGCAUCGGCAGCCUCGUCAUGGACUCAAACGGCAUCCGCAUGGGCGCUGGCACCGGCGAUGGGGCCGGGCAGUCGGGGACCAGAGGUGUCGGACCGCAGCCGCAACCGGCCACGGGCUCCUUUGCCGGGCCCAGUCGGCACGGGUUCGGAAGCCAUCACCUCCACCACGGCCGUCACGACUAUCACGGCUACGGCGAUCGCCACCGUCGCGGCGGCCACGAGAUGGGCUGGGGCUGGGCCAGCCACAAUCUUCACGGCGGGCCACACGGUCCUCCUGAACAUCACGACGAAAGGGGUCGACACUCGGACCUCAAGGGCCGCCACCAUCGCUCCGAGUCGGCCGAUUCGCAUUCUUCGAGCUCGUCGUCGUCUUCUUCCAGCUCCGAGUCGUCCAUCGGGUCGCUCCCCGACUACGACGACGUCAAGGACCAGCAGAUGCCCCUGUACCUCGCCCGCCUACAAGACUGGACGGCGAACCCCGACCAGAUGCGCAGCAAGGGCGACGUCAAGCAGCUCAAGGCCGAGCUCAAGGAGGCCAAGGCCGCGCCCGUGGACCCCACCAUGGACAAGCAGGCCCUCCGCGCGCAGAUCAAGGCGCUGACGCAGGCCUGGAGGCAGCUCAAGAAGCAUCAGAGGACCGUACGCAAGGCCACGAGGCGGGAGCGCAAGCAGCGGCGCAGGGCGGAGAAGAGGGAGCGGCGACAGCACAGGCGGGACAUGAGACGGUCGCGCCGGGACGUCAGAAAAGGCCGUUCGGCCCCUGCACCUCCGGGGAUGCCGGCUAUGCCCUCUAUGCCGGCUAUGCCCGCCAUGCCCGUCAUGGCUGCACCCCCAGCGCCGCCCGCACCUCCGGCCCCUGCCGUUCCGGCACCCCCGGCGCCUCCCGCACCGCAUGGCUGGCACGGUGGGUGCGGCUCUCGGGGCGGUCACGGGCCUUUCCCGGGUCCGUCUACAAACAUGUUCGGGCCAUCGGGACCGUUCGGCUCUCGCGCCGCCGCGUUCCGGCCGGGCGGGCUCUUCGGCCCCGGCGGCGGUGGUAACCACUGCGGCUGGAACGGAAGAGGCUCUAGCCGCGGUGGACUGUUCGGGUUACGGGGGGGAUGGGGCGGUCCCGGCGCUCCGUGGGGAGCAAACCCCCGGUCCGCGCCGGGCGCCUGGCCCGACGACGAGAAGCAGGAAGACCCCGACGACAACGCAGCCACGGCCGAGGGACAGGGCCAAACCCGCGGCCAGCAAGAGACCGGCGUGGCCACGCCGCCGCCGCCCCCCAGCGCCGCCGCCGCGGCGCAGUACCGCACGGCGGACGAGCUCGAGGCGGAGAUGCGUCGCAAGGCCAAGGCGGCCAUGGGCCUCGAGGACGGGGCCGCCGAGAAGCGCGCCGUGGAGAAGGAGCUCGAGGCCCUCGCGGAGAAGCUGGAGAUGGUGCGCCUGCAGGCGGACGAGGCGUACGCGAGGGAGCUGGCGGCGCAGUACGGGCAGUGAGAAAGAAAGGGAUGACGGUUUUGUCUCUUGUCUGCCUCCCCAGCCGCCGCUCUCUCUAUCAUUCUACUUUACCUUUCGAACCAUGGGGUUAUUAUUCACAUGUAUCAAUGCCCAAUGUUCCUGUGUAUCUAUCGUCUCGCUCCUGUUUCAAUGUGGCGUCUUAGGGGGUGGGAAAGGCAUGUAAGAGCAAACUUCGGCGUGCGUCUUAUGUUUUCAGCAACGUUGGAUAAAGCGUGACGAUGUAUGUGGGACAAUGACAUGAAAAAAUCUCCCA
This is a messenger RNA of Purpureocillium takamizusanense, 3061 nucleotides long. RefSeq lists its product as uncharacterized. Lineage: Eukaryota; Fungi; Ascomycota; Sordariomycetes; Hypocreales; Ophiocordycipitaceae. The transcript has a single exon. The coding region runs from base 334 to 2787 and encodes 817 amino acids. The record is from RefSeq and is a predicted model, not a curated record.